AUGUCAAAGAAAUCAUACAAGAUAGCAUUUGUUCAUCCAGAUUUAGGAAUUGGAGGUGCAGAAAGAUUAGUUGUUGAUGCAGCUGUUGGAUUACAAGAUUUAGAUAAUGAUAUCAUUAUUUAUACAUCACAUUGUGAUUUAACUCAUUGUUUUGAAGAAGUUAGUUCAGGUCAAUUAAAAGUAUCCGUUCAUGGAGAUUUCUUACCAACUAAUGUAUUUAAGAAAUUUCAUAUUUUAUUUGCCAUAUUUAGACAAUUUUAUUUAGUUUUAACAUUGAUUAUAUCUGGUAAAAUUAAAGAAUAUGAUUUUUUCAUAGUUGAUCAAUUAUCUUUCUGUGUUCCAUUAUUAAGUUUAUUUAGUUCUCCACAAUGUCGAGUUUUGUUUUAUUGUCAUUUUCCUGAUCAAUUAUUAACUAAAAGAUCAAGUUUUAUUAAAAGUUUAUAUCGUGUACCAUUUGAUUUCAUUGAAGAAUGGACAACUGGAUGGAGUGAUCAAAUUGUUGUUAAUUCAAAUUUUACUAAACAAAUAUUUCAUGAUACUUUUAAAAGAUUGAAUAAUAUUAAUCCUGGUGUAAUUUAUCCAUGUGUUGAUACCGAAAUUAUUAACGAUGAAUCAAGUGAUGAAGAAGUUUUGAAAUUUUUUAAAGAUUCUCGAUAUUUCUUAUCAAUUAAUAGAUUUGAAAGAGCUAAAAAUAUUGAAUUGGCUAUUCAAGCAUUUGCAAAACUGAAGAAAUUAAUACCUGGUAAACCAAGAUUAGUUAUUGCUGGUGGAUAUGAUGCAAGAGUUUUAGAAAAUGUUGAAUAUUUAAAAGAAUUGUGUUCAUUAUGUGAUAAUUUAAAAUUAACAAACUUCACCAUUAGAGGUAAAUUAAUUGUAAUGCCACCUUCUACUGACGUAUUAUUUUUACCUUCAAUUAAAAGUUCAUUGAAAACUUCAUUAUUGAAAAAUGCCGAAUUGUUAUUGUAUACUCCAGGAAGAGAACAUUUUGGUAUUGUUCCAGUUGAAAGUAUGUUGUAUAAAACUCCGGUAUUGGCAAUCAAUUUUGGAGGUCCUUUGGAAACUGUUGUUAAUUAUGAUGGUGAAAAUAUAACUAAAGCUACAGGAUUCACCUCUCCUGGAGAUUAUGAAAAAUGGGCUAAGAUUAUGAUUAAAUAUUAUAAUGAUACUGAUAAAUCUAUCAAACAGAAACUUGGUGAAAAUGGAUAUAAUAGAGUAUUGAAUAAUUUUUCAAGAGAUGAAACCAGUAAAGAAUUUUACAAAAAUUUACAAGAAUCAGCAUCAACUAAACUGACAAGUAUUAAAAUACCUGAAUUAUCUAAAUUCAUUCCAUUUUUAGUCAUUACAUUCUCCUAUAUAAUUUAUAGAUUAUUUUUUAGUUUAAAGUAA
Messenger RNA from Candida tropicalis MYA-3404, 1386 nucleotides. RefSeq names its product GDP-Man:Man(1)GlcNAc(2)-PP-dolichol alpha-1,3-mannosyltransferase (gene ALG2). Lineage: Eukaryota; Fungi; Ascomycota; Pichiomycetes; Serinales; Debaryomycetaceae. Gene Ontology annotation, molecular function: GDP-Man:Man(1)GlcNAc(2)-PP-Dol alpha-1,3-mannosyltransferase activity; alpha-1,3-mannosyltransferase activity. The record is from RefSeq and is a predicted model, not a curated record. The transcript has a single exon. Bases 1 to 1386 code for a protein of 461 amino acids.